Paramormyrops kingsleyae is the source of this 2296-nucleotide messenger RNA. It is a transcript of the gene akap7, whose product is annotated as A kinase (PRKA) anchor protein 7. Gene Ontology annotation, molecular function: protein kinase A regulatory subunit binding. Lineage: Eukaryota; Metazoa; Chordata; Actinopteri; Osteoglossiformes; Mormyridae. The record is from RefSeq and is a predicted model, not a curated record. Gene Ontology annotation, cellular component: cytosol.
GUAGAUGGGUGUUUACAAACACGUCGAAGCAGCGCGCGCACUGUGUUUUUCUGCGGGUUAUUUCUGUCCCGGAGGCCGAGUUUCCCUAAAAUAGCAAAGAGCAGCGCUUCGUUUGUACAGGAAAACAAGCAGGAAAUGUUCACGCUGCGAAGGGAAGAAUUAUAGUUCUUGACAAAAAAUGGGGACCAUUUAAACGAGGCUGUGUGUUCCCCUGAUUGGGCUGUUAAUCAGGAUAGUCUGCUUGUAUUCGAGUUUACAUUUACGAUGUAAGUUUAAAAACUUAAUGUCCGAGUUUUAUUAUUCGUUUAAUUUCAAUACAGUAAGUUGCUGCACUAUUGUGAACUUUAAUUUGAUGGACUGACUCCGGAGUGCAAGUCAGAUUAGUGUGCAGUAAAUAUAAUAUUAAUUUGAUGUAAAACCCUGAGUUCGUGCACGCAUGUGCUAAUAGCUAUGUAUGGAUAUAAUGGGACCAAAGUAUUGAGAUUAAUAUCGAAAGCGCUGCUUUUACAGCCCUUCAGUGUCUUCGGCAAACCUCGUCCUGGGUCUCCUGCAAAGCUUCAAAUCCAGAUACUUGCAGGACGCUUAAAUCUUGGCGACUUGCUGGCCGUCGCAGGUCCUACGAGCUUUUUAAGGCCAGUCGGAAUAGCAGAUGAUAUGGAGCACCGCUGUGUGUCCUUUACGCGGGAUGUACAAACUGUCGAAAACGACGGCGACGAGCCGCGCUCCCCCGCCGGUGUAAAAGGACGCGGCCACGCCGAAAGCAAAAAGGCGAAGAAGAGGAGGCAGAAACGCAAAGCGAAAGAGCGAAAGCAGAAAUCAAAGUCACUCGAGUGCCCUGACAACCUCUUGGCUGAACUUCCGUUUGUCAAUGAGGAAGUAUGGAAGGAACUUGGCUUCUUGACGUCAGAGAAAAGCCAGAAUAAAAAGAGGAAAAGAGGAGAAAGCGGCCAAGGGCAGAGCGAGGAGGAUGACACGAAGAAAAAGACGAGGCAGCAGAGGCCAAACUACUUCGUGUCCAUCCCCAUCAGCAGUGCCGAGAUCAAGGGUGGCAUUAAGGCUGUCCAGGACCACAUCAUCCAGAAGGACAACAGACUGUCACGAGCUCUGAUACCAGUGGGCAGCCUCCACAUUACCCUGCUAGUGACCUACUUGGGCAGUGAGGAGGAAGUCAGUGCGGCUGUGAGCGCCAUUGGCCAGAUGAAGCAAGUGCUGCAGGACCUGUUCCAGGGCCGGAGGCUGGUCCUACCUUUCGUCGGCAUCGACCACUUCAGGAACGAGGUGGCGUUCGCCCGGCUGGCGUCGGGCGACCACAUGGGGGCGCUAGAGGGGAUCGCAGAGGCAGUGAGGAAGGCGUUUGAAGAGCGGGGCAUCCCAUCCGGAGAAAGCAAGGCGUUUCGGCCGCAUCUCACCUUCAUGAAGCUGUCCAAGGCCCCCAAGCUACGCCGGCAGGGAAUUCGGAAGCUGAACUCGAGCCUCUACGCGGAGUUUGCGGAGCACAAGUUCGGGGAUGAGACGGCGUCACGACUCGACCUGUGCGCGAUGCUGAAGAAAAAGACUCCAGACGGGUACUACCACUGCGAGACCUCCGUGCCUCUGGGGACAAAGAGUGACAUGGGUCUCAUUAAAGGGGCGCUGCACAGCCAAACAAGGACUCUCUUGAGGAGGCUAGAGGGCAUAAAACGGCUUUUGUCCGAGCCAACGGUUCGAGCCAGCAUCAGACAGGAGCUUUUGUGGGACCGGAGUCCAGGUGCACCUCGCUGAGCUCUCCACACCAGGCUCCGGGGCGGCGCAAAGGAACGUAGAUAACAGACCUCAUCGUUUUCAACAGAGUAAAUCCAGUAGACCCUAUUAGGGAAGCUAUUAAUAUGACCAUUAGAAUCCACUUUUAUUUUUUGAAAUAAGUUUAAUUGUAUAUUUAGAGGAGAAAAAAAAUAGUGAACUGCAGAAGCACAAACGAUGAAUUUUGUUUUAUUUUUACACGCUUGUAGGAAAGUAUUAAUUCAAACUACCACUUCCAAAGUGGCCUUAAGGAUUGAAUAUAGCUGCAGAUCUUGUUUUUAUUACCUUGCACUUGAAGUGUAUUGAUUUUUUAUUUCAAUGAAGUCAUAAGUUCACCGGAACCUUAAGCUUUGUGUGCUUCACUGUGUCAUUUAUCAUGUGACAUAUGGCUUGGUCCAUUUUGACCAUUCAUGAAAGAUUUGUAUGUGUGUGUAAUUGGGUCUACUGGAUGGUGAUUUUGUCAUUUGCCACCCCGAACAAAGAAAAAAAAAAAUAAAAUUAAGAAAAAAAUAUGGGA